Molecule: messenger RNA, 516 nt
Organism: Microthlaspi erraticum
Lineage: Eukaryota; Viridiplantae; Streptophyta; Magnoliopsida; Brassicales; Brassicaceae
Source: the annotation of a GenBank genome assembly
AUGGCCCUGAAGAAAACAACCACCGGCAACAACUACACAGCCCCACGAUCUGACGGAUCAACGGCUGAGUUCGCUGAGCUCCGAUCGUUACUGACUGCGAUGCAGGAGAAUACACAAGCGACUAUCCAAGCAUCGAUCCACGCCAUGGGUGAGAUCAAUUUCGAGGUCAACGAUUUGAGUACCUUGAAGAUGUCGGAGGUAAGUUUCCAUUGGGUGAUGGGGCUAUUGGCUUGCCAGAUGGCAUCUGCUUACUUCUUUUCCCACAUGGUCCUUGCCUAUCACAACGGCAUUGGUACUGCGGCUCGGAUCUUCGAAGAGAUGACCAUGUUUUGUGGUUUCUUAUCACUGUUUUUCACUCUCAUACAUCUCUACGGGCUCUGGGGAAUUGCAUAUCUUCCAGUUUCUCCUCCUAUCUCUCUCACGGGUCUCCAACUUGCAAGAAGCUCCUGCCUCAACCUCAAGAGUUCAACAAUCGGCCCAGAAAGCCACGAGGAGAGCCUGAAGAAGAGAGUUUAA